Messenger RNA from Juglans regia (Persian walnut), 903 nucleotides. Its product is annotated as protein FAR1-RELATED SEQUENCE 2-like. The record is from RefSeq and is a predicted model, not a curated record. NCBI's taxonomy places the organism in Eukaryota, Viridiplantae, Streptophyta, Magnoliopsida, Fagales, Juglandaceae. The coding region runs from base 1 to 903 and encodes 300 amino acids. Gene Ontology annotation, molecular function: zinc ion binding. The transcript is spliced from 4 exons.
AUGAAUGCUUUCUUUGACGGGUACGUUCAUGCUAGGACAAACUUAAAAGAGUUUGUUGAUCAAUUCGAUAAUGCGUUGAGAAAGAAGAUUGAGAUCGAAAAUGCAGCGGAUUUUCACUCAUUCAACGUUACAAUUCCUGUUGUCUCUAUUUUUCCACUUGAGAAGAUAUUUCAAGCCAUAUAUACUAACUCUAAAUUUAGAGAAGUUCAAAAAGAAGUAGUGGGAAUGCUUGAUGUUCUUCCAACUCUACACCAAAAAGAUGGUAUAAUUGCAACGUAUCAUGUAGAAGAUGAAAUAGAAGUUGAUGAUUUCAUUAAGGAGGUGACCCAAACGGUGUACUUUAAUGAGGCCGAAGUUGUUGUGAAGUGUUCAUGCUCACUGCUCGAAAUGAGAGGGAUAUUGUGUAGACAUGCAUUAGCCAUUAUGAGAGUUAACAAAGUGAAAAAUGUGCCAGAAAAUACUUAUGACUCAGUUGAUGCAAGGCCAGAAGUGAGCAGAUAUUCACGUAUAUUGAAGGUAUGCUAUGACGUUGCCACAAAUGCAGCGUCAUGUGAUGAGCAUGCUGAUGAUAUGAUAGAUAAGUUAUAUGCAAUGAACAUCACCUACUGCACCAAGAAGUUGCCCCAACGACCCUUGGAACAUGUUACAGAUGCAACUGUCGAUGCAAGUGCAUCUGAGAGUUCAAAGAAAGUCCUAAGUCCCCUUGUAGUUAGAGGCAAAGGAAGACUGCUAUGCCUUAGGAAAAAAGCAAUGAUUGAGAGAGUCAAACCCACGAUGAAGAAGACUACUCAGAAGGGAAAAUCCAUCGAUAGGGUUGACAUGUGCAUGAAUUUGUUUGGGCAACCGGUUGUUGGGACUCAAGAGAGUGUUGUCAUUCACGCAGCUCAUGAUUCUAUAUGUUGA